AUGCCAAAGCGCAAGCUCACAUCGACCGAUGAGGGCUCUAAUGCUCUUCCUAACAACGACAGAGCACAACCUCGGCCAUUGAAACGUGUGCGCAUCGCGAACAAAGCACAUAACCCGCCCGAUCGCGAUAUACUCACUACAAUAUCUUCCGAACUUCUCCUCCGGAUUUUAUCCUUCCUGUCGUCCUCCGAGCUUCUCGACAUAUCCCCCACUUCACAUCGCCUUUACCGCCUUGCCUCAGACCCUCACCUCUGGCGCGAACAUUACUACGAGCGUUUUGUCCUCCCGCGUGCCUUACGUAUACCUGGGUUUCGUGUCGGUGGAGCUGGUGGUACCAAACUUCAGUAUUCUUCGCGACGAGCUGUCUGGGCGGAUGGACGAAAAGGACGAGCACCAGAGGACGAGGUUCCGAGAGAGAGCAACGAGAGCGAGAGCGUCGACUGGAAGAGGCAGUACAAGCUGCGCCACAACUGGGCCAGAGGAAAAUGUGCAGUGGAGGAAGUCAGUGUGCGAGAUGCGCCGGAAGAGAAUGAAGGGCAAAAGAGGACUUUGGUCAAGGUUGUUGAGGGCAUCGCUAUAACGGCCGAUUUGGAAUCUGGACUGCGCGCAUGGGAUCUUCGAACACGGCGAGCGAUAGCACAACUCGACUUUCACGACGAUGACGAACGCAACGGCAGUGCACCAACAUCAUUGGCAGUGGACGAAAGCAGCCCUGGAAGCAUGGUGGAGAUCAUAGUGGGCUUCGCGGAUGGCGGCUUCGGACUUUGGCGGUUGAAUCUUGACGAAAACGAACUGAUAAGGAGGUAUCGACACGAGAAAAGUUGCAAUGGAGAACUUGCAGCAGUUGCUUGCGGUUAUCCUUAUGUCCUAACAGCGACCACUGCUGGCUUAAUAUCGCUCUACACGUUCAACCGACCAGCUGCCAAGCCUACCGACAACCUCAUAAAGCAUGUACGUGAGGCUGGUCAAAUGUCGACCCAUGGAGUAAAAGAAGACCGAGCGAAAGACCAGACUGCAAAGACAAAGCUGCCGCCGCCCUUUUUACUCACAUCCCUCAAGUCGCACACCACCCACCUGCCGCUUGCUUUAUCGAUACGACGCAUGUCGUCCUCCGUGAGCGCCUCUAUCGCCUACACUUUCUCUGUCCGCGAUGGCUGGUGCAUCGGCGUUCAAGAUCUACUCAUAACGCCGUCCCCCGAUGGCUCCGGAGUCGAGACACUGACCUCUCGCCUUGCGUCGACGCUUCCCAUUUCAACCUCAGGUGGCGCCGACUCGCCUCGAACCAAUGAAUCACAGUCCGAGCUUACGACACUCUGCUACAGCCACCCAUACCUUCUCGCCACGCUUCCAGACAACACGCUUGUCCUGUACCUUUGCACAUCAACAGCGAAACUCUUCUCACUGUCUCCUGGCAUCCGCCUAUGGGGCCAUACCUCAGGCAUUUCAGACGCUGAGAUCACACCGCGGGGUAAGGCUGUGAGCAUUAGCACGCGGGGUGAUGAGAUACGCGUAUGGGAACUCGAGGGCCGCGUUGGAGGCAGCAGCAUCGAGGUACGACCUACCAGCAGGCAGCCAGCCGAUGACGCGGACAGCCCUACACCUACGCCGCGGGCCAAGUGGGAGGAUCGUAGGAAUUGGGUUGGUUUCGACGACGAAAUGGUCAUUGUUCUCAAAGAGGCGCGAAACGGUCGCGAGAGUCUGAUGGUCUAUGACUUCACAUGA
Molecule: messenger RNA, 1722 nt
Organism: Fusarium sp. VM40
Lineage: Eukaryota; Fungi; Ascomycota; Sordariomycetes; Hypocreales; Nectriaceae
Source: the annotation of a GenBank genome assembly